AGCGGGGCCAGCGGCAGAAGAAAGCCUGGCAGGAUCAUUAGGAGGGAGCUCUCCAGUAGAGACACAUACACAGUCCUACACAGUCAGUCAAAGAGAGCAGAGCAGAGGAGCGCUCUUCUACACCGGUGCCAGACGCGCGGACACUUUGUAGCCUGCUCGACUUUACGGUGAUUGAAGACAUUUCUUUAUUACCUUAGUGGAACUUAAAGCGGUUUCUGGUUUGGAUUAUACUUAACACAAAAGGACGUGUCUCUUUGCGCAGGUAGGCUUAAGAAAACUUUGAGUUGAUCGCUCUCCACGGACUCCUGUCAGCGUCCACAGCUCCAGGUUCUGUCAUUUCUCAUUUUUACGCAUCUCUUUGGAUUGAUUUUUAUCGACACAAAGACACCUCCACUUCAAAUUAUCCCUGGGUUGUUUUUACUCCACUUUGCAUUGAGCCUUUCCAGAAAUGGUGGGGCAUUUGCAUUUACAAGCGAUGGAUGAAAGUCUAAAAGGAAAGAACCGGGAAGGGCUGCUCGACAGUCCGGAUUCGGGUUUACCUCCGAGUCCCAGUCCGCCUUUCUGCUCCCUUUCUCCGGGGCUCAUCGAGUCGCGCUCCGGCAGCUGCACGACGCCUGACCACCACCAACACCACCAGAACUCAUACAACAGAAAAGAGGGCAAACUGCUGCCCUACCUGCUGCUCAACUCCACAGGUACCGACGCCAGGACCCGCAUGCACCCUGUGUUUUAUGGAGAGAGCAUUGAGGUCAACCCUACGUCAGAGCAAGAAAUCAAGUGCACCUCGGAGGUCAAGUACGACUCAGAUCGGCACUACCAGGACCAGGUUUACUGCGCCCCCGUCCCGACCCCCACCAGCUUUAGCGAGACUGUGGUGGCUGUCCGAAACUGCACAUGGAGGAGCUACAAGUCCCAGGUCUACCUCGAGCCUCGCCAGAAACCCCUGAGCUACCGGAGCACGACCAUCAUCUACCCCAAACACGCCAAAAACACUUACCGCACCACGCUCAAAUACAAUGCCAUGGGGUCCCGCCGCUGGUUCGUGUCCACGGUCCAACUCGAGUCCAGUGAAGACUCGAGUCCCUGCAUCAUCUACACGGAGGACUUGUAGGCACCUGUGUGGAGAGGGAAAUCCGGACUUAGAAAUUCUGAAGGAUGCCUGAUCAGAAAGGCCAAAGGGAGUACUCUGAAGUGACAAGACUGGAGCCCUGCAAACCUGUACAUUUGAAACAAGGGAGCGUUUAUUUUAUAAGGACUUUUUACUUAUAAAGAGAUGUACGGAGGCUACGUUUUGGUUAAACAUCUUAUUUAAUACAACAAAUUGGUGACUUUGGCUCUUUCAGUGUGAUAUAGGAUUGCCCUGUCGCACCAACUCUUUCUAAUUGACUUCUUUCUUGCACUUGCAAUUUUGGAUUUUCCCGCAUUGCAGUUUUGAGUUUCAGCAAUGCUUUUUAAAAUGGACCAAAGAAAGUUGGAGAGAAGUAGGACAAGAAGACGAUGUCAACAACACCAGCUGCUCGUCAAGUAUGACCAGGCUCUUUAAAUUAAGAUUACGAUUGAUGAAAAGAUUUAUUUAGGGAAGAUUUUGUAAAUGUGUUUUUUCUAGGUAUUUUACUCUGUUUUUGUUUUUUGUGAGAUAAAGCAAACAAUUACAUAGCUAUUUCUUACACCUCUUUUUCACAUCAUUGUUUUUAAUGAUAAAAAAGGGACACAGGCUAAUCUAGUUUUUACAAAACACUACAAAAGCUUUCAAAGAGUUAUGGUGGCAGAUCAAAACUUUACCUCAAAUCUUUCCAUAUCUUUUGAUUCAUUGCAAUUGUAUAGUCUUCAAUAUGCAACCUUGCAAUUUUUGUGUGAUUCUGAGCAUUGUAAAUGAACUGUGGAUAGAACAUUAAAGUGGGUUUGCAAAAAUAGGUGAGAAAAGUUCUUUGUAAAGUCUAAUUACAUUGGGAUGUGUAACAAGUUAGCAUUUGUAUGUAACCGUUAUUGUAGGUGAGAUAGCAGAAAGCCUUGUUAUGUGCUGAUGGUUAGAGGAAGAUGAGAGAAAGCCAGCGGAUGUGGAGUUGAUGUUGGUGAGAUUGUUGUAUUUGUUUUCCUAACACUUUUGUUACUGUAAAAUAUUCUCCUGUUGUACUGUAUAUGUGGCACUUCAUAAUUUUCUUUUUAUUUUUGUACGCUGAUCCUUGUUCCUAUUCUGUUCAAAGAAGAUAAUUUAAAAAGAUGUUUAUCCUCAUUGAAUAAAAAUAAUUCCCCAAUCCU
Molecule: messenger RNA, 2259 nt
Organism: Periophthalmus magnuspinnatus
Lineage: Eukaryota; Metazoa; Chordata; Actinopteri; Gobiiformes; Gobiidae
Gene: rflna
Product: refilin A
Exons: 3
Coding region: 449-1111 (220 amino acids)
Biological process (GO): negative regulation of chondrocyte development; actin filament bundle organization; negative regulation of bone mineralization involved in bone maturation
Cellular component (GO): actin filament bundle
Molecular function (GO): filamin binding
Source: RefSeq, a predicted model, not a curated record